Molecule: messenger RNA, 763 nt
Organism: Periconia digitata
Lineage: Eukaryota; Fungi; Ascomycota; Dothideomycetes; Pleosporales; Periconiaceae
Source: the annotation of a GenBank genome assembly
AUGGAUACAAACUUCACAAUGGACCCAAACUACACAAUGGACACAAUGGCGACAACGGACACAAAGGACACAACGAACACACUUGACAUAGACGACUUCUAUUCCUUUUUGGAGAAAAAUGCUGGAAUGGAUCUAGUUAUUGAUCCUCAACUAUCACAGCAAGAUGAGCAGCAAGUUGAGCAGCAAGUUGAGCAGCAAGCUGGCCCCAAUGUGGGCCCCAUGAGCAAGGAAUUCAAGCUUCCGGAGCUCCCAAAACCCGGGCGCAAACCCGCAAAGGACGAAGGCACCAAGCGGCAGCGCCAGAAUCGUGCCUCGCAGAAGAGGCACCGCGAUAAGAAGAGAGAAGCCGUCCAGGAGCUGACGGAAAAAUAUCAACAAGAAAGGGAAUAUGGGGAGCUUGUUAGAGAAGCUGCCCAUGUAAAAAUCAACCGCCUGCAGGCCGAAUUGGAUACCAAAAUCCAGAAGAUCGCGCUCUUGGAACAGAAGAACGGGGAGCUGAGAGAUCAGAUUAAUCAGUUACUCCCUCCCCCGCCUCCACCUGAACCUGAACCUUCUGUAUUUGAUUUUAUGCAGUGGGAGCAACGAUAAACCGACGCGGUAAGUUCUCUGGAUACAUCAUAACAUACUACAGAUACAACAAGAUAGCAUGUUUUGGCAUUCCGCGAUCUCAUCUGUGGAACACAAUGCAGCUGUGUUGACGCACUGUAACAUGUCUGGAUCAAAUACACAUGCACUGAAUUUCAACAUAUACUGACUUCCAAUG